Molecule: messenger RNA, 948 nt
Organism: Rotaria socialis
Lineage: Eukaryota; Metazoa; Rotifera; Eurotatoria; Philodinida; Philodinidae
Source: the annotation of a GenBank genome assembly
AUGUUGUCAAAUGAAACAAAAGAAACUAUCGCUCGAAUUCGAAGGCAAUUAUCUCUGUUUGGUUGGAAAAUUCUCUACGAUUGGACGUUUUCAUUAGCCGCACUUAUUGCAUAUUAUUUACUUAUUUCAUUACUACCACUUGCAGUAAGCUUGUUUGCGGUUGUUAGUUUGAUAUUUAAUGAUCGAGAAGAAUUUCAAAAACGAAUGCGUGAUCGCUUAACAGUAACAUUUCCUGAGCGAGGUUUCAAUGAUACGAUCGAUUCGUUAUUUAAUUCAAUAUCAAAACAAGCUGGUGUAUUGUUUGCCGUUGGUUUUGUUAUAUCAAUUUUUACUGGCUCACGUUUAUUCGUCGGUAUUGAUGAUGUUUUAACAAUUAUAUAUCGUAUACGUGAACGAACAAUUCUCGAUCAAAAUUUUCUUGCACUUAAAAUGAUUUUAGCAUUUAUAACAAUAACACCAUUUAUUAUUUUAUUUUCAUCGGUUCCAGCUAUUUUAGAAAGUCAUCAAGGAUUUUAUCAAUUUUUAGUGGUUUUUAUUAGUUGUAUACUUUCAUUUAUAUUCAUUGAACUCAUUUAUGUAAUUGUUCCUAAACGUCAAAUGCGAUGGAAACAUACUUGGUGUGGGGCAUUCGUUGCAGCUGUAGGUUUGCAACUUGUUCUUUUAAUUUUUCCAUGGUAUGUUCAUCAAUUUAUGAAUGAUUAUGCUGGACAAUUAGGUUUCGUAAUAAUUAUAUUACUAUUUUUUUAUUUAUUUGGUCUAUUAUUUGUCAUUGGCGCUCAAAUCAAUGCAUUCUUCUUCGAUCAUAUUCAACCGUUGAAAGCUGGUCUCGGCACAUGUCUAUGUGAAUCUGUUGAUCGUGAACAAAUACAAUUAACCGAUGAAAAUUUUCAAACACAUGAGUUUAUGGCUGAAGAGUUAAAUCAUAUUGAUCAACCAGCACUGCCAUAA